AUGCUUGAUAAAGAUGAAGUGAUGUUGGUAAAGGAACCAUUUGGAAUGGUGCUGGUGAUUGCGCCAUGGAAUUUCCCACUACUUACAUCGAUGCCAGCGAUUGCUGCUCUCACAGCAGGGAAUACCGUCGUCCUGAAGGUGUCCGAAUACGCUCCCACAUUUUCUUCCGUAUUUGCCGGACUUGUAAGCGAGUAUUUUGAUAAGGGGCUCUUUGCCGUUGUAGAAGGUGCUAUACCGGAGGCAACAGCUCUACUUGCCGAACGAUUCGAUCACAUCAUGUAUACUGGAAAUCCCACAGUGGCAAGGGUGAUUAUGGCGGCAGCAGCUAAGAACCUCACCCCGGUAACCCUGGAACUCGGUGGAAAGAACCCCGUGGUGGUCGAACCCGAUGCCGACAUUGAGGACGCGGCUAGGAAAAUAAUCGUUUCGAAGAUGUUGAACUGUGGACAGAUUUGUGUAUCAUCGGAUUAUGUACUCACGACGGAAGAGGUGAAGCCAAAACUCGUGGCUGCUCUCGCGAAGUUAUUCGAAGAGAAGGCUCCAUUCAAAGAGAACAAAGAAUUCUCUCGCAUUGUGAACGAGAAACACUUCGACCGACUAUCGGACUUGCUCAAGAACACCAAAGGUCAAAUACUCUACAAGACCAAGGAAGAACCCAGUAGGUCCGAAAAGUUCUUGGCACCGUGCGUGAUCGACGUCAAGAAUGAUGAUGUCUUUAUGCAGGAGGAGAUCUUCGGGCCUAUUCUACCAAUUGUGACAGUGAAGUCGUUUGAUGAAUCAGUCGCAUGGGUUAGAGAUCAUGAGAAACCACUUGGUGCCUACAUCUUCACAAAAGAUCCAGAAAAGGCAAGACGCUUCAUAGUGGAGACUUCCAGUGGCGGUGUAACAGUGAACGAUGUCAUGUCUCACUCGUUUGUGGAUACAUUACCGUUUGGUGGUGUUGGCAACAGCGGUAUUGGCAGAAUCUUUGGCAAGUAUGGAUUCGACAACUUCACCCACGAAAAGCCUGUUCUUAUUAGGAACGGUAUCGGAAAGGAUGUCAUCAAAAAAUUGUAA
Messenger RNA from Cooperia oncophora, 1056 nucleotides. Lineage: Eukaryota; Metazoa; Nematoda; Chromadorea; Rhabditida; Trichostrongylidae. The record is from the annotation of a GenBank genome assembly.